AUGACAUUGUACACAAAAAGAAAAGUUACUGAGAUCAAGAAUAUUGCUAGUAGAGGUGAUGUCAAACUAUGGUUAAAUCAACUUAAUAGAGUUAUAAAGUUGAAUGUAGAUUCAAUUCUAAGUGUAUUUGAUUAUUUAGAAAAGAAAAAUCAAUCAAUCAAUAACAGUAUUAGUAAUAGUAAUAAUAAUAAUAAUAAUAAUAAUGAAAACAGUAAUAAUACAAAUCAAAUAAAUAUAAUUGAAUAUGCAAUUGAAUUGGUAAAAUAUAUAUGUAAUAUAACGAUCAAUGUAAAAUACAGUAAUCAAGAAAAGUCUGAUUUUCUUAAUAAUCUAUUACCACCGUUACUCGAGAGAUACUACUUUGGUACCGCUGCCACCUGCCAAUCUACCAGGUUGCUCUUCAUCGAUGGAAUACACUCGACUAUACUUGCCAAUUGGUAUAAACAUCAGAGAUGGUCAUUGUCUGCCAUUACACUCCCGCAUACACUCAUAGAGAUAUUAGAGAUUGACAACGAACAUAGAUAUGCCGCCGAUUCAUCACUAUCCAAUAACAACAACAAUAAUUAUUAUAAUAGCAUUAUCAACAUACUACCUUAUCAUAUAAUAAAGAAUAUAUUGUGGAAGUUCUUUGCUGAUACUUGUUUGCCUGUAAAGUGGAAGAUUGGUAUACUACCGUUGGUAUCAUGGCAAUUCUUUAAUAUGAUUUCCGACUUUGUUUUACAAGCGAACAGCUCAACAUUGCUGAGUUUACACAUUGACUAUUCAGCGAUAAGGCUAUCGCCUAAAAAUCAAGAGAUACAGAAAUACAUUGAGAAAGAACUACAUCCAAAGUACAGCUGUACCUACGGUUCGACAGUGACUCGCUCCUCGGUCUACAUUCAUCAAGUUCAAAAAUACAACGAACCAGAGAUGUCCACGAUGAUCAAGAUCAGACAGCUGCUACCAAAGAUAUCGAUAUACGAAAUCAAUUACGGACUGUUUGAAGCACGCCACUUGGUGCUGGAGCUACGGAGUCUUGCUGACAGUGUCGACCAUAUCGCAAGUCAGAUCUACUGCUUUAUGAAGUCGGCGCAACCCAAGUGUAUACCUUCGCGAAUCGACAUCAAGUUGCUAACGAGCCGAGAGAUCUUUUGGUCGAUAAUCAAAGGCAUCGUAGUGAGCUAUCUCAAUGAGCUAUUCCAGUGUCUGCAUUCGCAGUUCUACCUGACAGGAGUUGCCACUAUCACUCUCUACCUUGCACUCGGUGACUCUUGGGAUAAACCGACCAUCGACAUACCGCUACUCAACAAAACCUACAUCGCCAACAACCAUAUCGAUGCAUUAUCAUUCGUACCAUCGAAAUAUUAUACACAUUUAAACAGGGAGGUUUAUGGUGAGCUCUUGGAAGUCAGAGAACACAUUGAACAAAACAAAACCAAGAAUCAAACAAACACAAAUUAA
This is a messenger RNA of Heterostelium album PN500, 1440 nucleotides long. RefSeq lists its product as uncharacterized. Bases 1 to 1440 code for a protein of 479 amino acids. The record is from RefSeq and is a predicted model, not a curated record. NCBI's taxonomy places the organism in Eukaryota, Evosea, Eumycetozoa, Acytosteliales, Acytosteliaceae. The transcript has 2 exons.